Molecule: messenger RNA, 1041 nt
Organism: Papaver somniferum (opium poppy)
Lineage: Eukaryota; Viridiplantae; Streptophyta; Magnoliopsida; Ranunculales; Papaveraceae
Exons: 3
Coding region: 1-1041 (346 amino acids)
Biological process (GO): transcription initiation at RNA polymerase I promoter
Molecular function (GO): RNA polymerase I general transcription initiation factor activity
Source: RefSeq, a predicted model, not a curated record
AUGGAAACGGAAUAUAUCCACAUAAAAGAAACUGAACAUAAUGAUUCAAAGGUAACUGCACAUAUUCGUGGUAUUUUAUCAAGAUUUGCUCAGGGAGAUGCAACCCAUUAUAAUGACUUGGUUGGAAAGUUGAACCAGUCCGAAUAUCUAUCUCCAUAUGAUAUGUCUUUGUUUGUGACGAGUUUAAAGGGUUUAUCUGGAGCUGUUGCGUCUAUUGAUAUUGUUGGGCACGAGACUCUUCUGCAAGCUGUUUUCGGGAUGGGAGAAAAGCUGAAUCAACCUCGCGGGGUUGAAAAAAAGGAAGAAGUGCUUGAUCGGGUUCAUUCAGCAUUAAUAAAGAUCACAAGCCUGGUGCCUCUUGCACCUCUGAGAUUAUGUCCCAUACUUCUUCGGCGGAUGCCUGACAUAUUCGUUACAGAACCUGUGAUGACAGUGUAUGUGGAGAAUAUGUUAAGGAUUGAGAGUGGACCGAUUGGAGAAUUUUGUGGAAGCACGAUGAUGAUGGCAGCGGUGGAUAGGCUUGUUGAAUUAUAUUUGGAAAUACGAUGGGAUGAUAUUUUGCCAAAUGAAUCCAAUAAAGGCAUAUUUGAUACGGAACUAGAAGACAUGGACGACGACCACGAUUUUGAUGAUGGUUUUGUGCUUGUUAACCAGGCUAAUAAUUUUUCCGAGAAGAUGGAUAGUUUGAUGGUACUCACAUGUCAACAUAUCAGAUCUUGUGCUGAAAAUGGCCGCUUGUUAAAGGUGUUCGACACACUUCUCCGAAAUGACAAAAGGGUUGCCAAUGAUUUGAUUGAUGAACAGUUCUUUAAGCAGUUAAAAGAUGAUUUUGAUCUCCACGGUUAUGACAUCAAACUUUUAUCGGGCCAAAAGGGUGUUUUGAAAAAGAAUGAUGUCAUGAACUUUCCUCACUCAUCAAAGGCGACCGUUAUCACCAAGGGUCAGUUGGAGCUCGGGAUGCGCUUCCCUCUGUACGAUCCUAGCCGUCCCUUCAUAUAUGAAGGUCUUUCAAAGAUUCUUCCUUCUCGUGCAUUAGCCUAA